UAGUUUUUAAUUAAAUAUAGUAUCAAAUUAUUUAUUAAAAUUAAUAAAAAGGAAUGUCUAAUAAUGGGAUCGUCCAUAAACAAGCGCACCACUAUUUUAUGUUUCUACUAGUCAUUGAACCGUCAAAAGAACGAUACGUUGUAAUGUCGUUAAUUUAAGAACAAAUCAACAAAGGACUUAAUGAAAGCAUGGCUAAAACAGUAAAAAAGAAAAAUGUAACAAAAAAACGUCAAAGGUAUAACCAAACUGACCUUGAUAACGCCUUAUCAUUAAUCAAAAAAGGACUUAAUGAAAGCAUGGCUAACACAGUAAAAAAGAAAAAUGUAACAAAAAAACGUCAAAGGUAUAGACAAGCUGAUCUUAAUAACGCCUUAUCAUUAAUCAAAAAUGUACUUAAUGAAAGCAUGGCUGAAACAGUAAAAAAGAAAAAUGUAAAAAAACGUCAAAGGUAUAGCCAAACUGACCUUGAUAACGCUUUAUCAUUAAUCAAAAAAGGUAGCACAAGUUUAAGGAAAGUGUCACAACAGUACAAAAUUCCUAAAAGUACUUUAUCUUUAAAAAACCGAGGUGAUCGUGACGGGCUAAUUAUACGACCAGGGCCAAAACCAAUUUUACCUAUCGAGGAUGAAAAUAAAAUUGUAACGUGGAUUUUAGAACGUUUCGAUGCAAAAUGUCCUGUAACCAAAACGCAACUGUUAGACAAUGUGAAACUCUAUCUCGAUAUUAAUAAAGAAGAUUCUCUAUUUAAAGAUAAUCGACCAGGAAGGCACUGGUUUGAAAGCUUUUUAAAACGUCAUCCUCAAAUUUCGAAACGGAUGAGCAAAAAACGGGUAAGCAAUGCUCGUAACAAGGCAACAGAAGGAAAAAUUCGAGCUUGGUUCACUGAAAUACAACAUUAUUUGGAGCUUAAGAAUCUUAUCAAUGUCGAUCCAUCACGUGUAUUUAAUUGUGACGAAAGUGCUUUUUUUUUACAUCCAAGUGGAGAUCGUGUUCUCGCUAGAAAAGGAUCAAAAAUGGUGCAUAAAGUCAUAGAUGGUAGUGAUAAAGAGACUUUGACCGUUCUAUAUACUGUAAAUGCUGCUGGAACUAUUCCACCACCAAUGAUUGUAUAUUGGUACUCAAGAAUACCAUUUGAAGUUUCCAGCAAAAUACCUAAAGAGUGGAGCUUUGGAUGUACAGAGGAGGGAUGGAUGACAUCUAAAAGCUUUUACGAAUACAUCACGAAUGUGUUCUACCCAUGGUUGUUAAAAAAUAAGAUCAAAUUUCCGAUAAUUCUAUACUUGGAUGGACAUAGCUCACAUCUUACAAUGCCACUAUCAGAAUUUUGUCGCGAUAAGGGCAUAGAAGUCAUCGCAUUACCUCCUAAUGCGACUCAUCUUCUUCAACCACUAGACGUCGGAUUCUUUGGGCCUUUAAAGAAGAAUUGGUCAAAAGCUGUAAAUGAUUGGAAAUUCCUACAUCCCAAUGUUAAAUUUCAAAAAUCCGAAUUUGCUCCUUUACUUAAAAAAACCACUGAUUCCAUGAAUUUUCAAUCUAUUGCAAAGAAUGCCUUCCGAGUGUGCGGUUUAUUUCCAUUAGAUUCCAACGUUGUCCCUUACAAUAAACUAGGUAAGAUCAAUUUUGAUCAAAAGUCGAAUAAUGACGAAGAAGAUUCCAACGUUGUCCCUUACAAUAAACUAGGUAAGAUCAAUUUUGAUCAAAAGUCGAAUAAUGACGAAGAAGAUUCCAACGUUGUCCCUUACAAUAAACUAGGUAAGAUCAAUUUUGAUCAAAAGUCGAAUAAUGACGAAGAAAGUGAAAAUACCGUCAGUGAUGAAAUAAAAGAAUUUCAAAAGCAUCUUGUUUUUUUCGAAAAAAAUUUAUCAAAUGAUAUUCUAUCUUCUUUCAAAGAAUGCCAAAAAUUAGGAUUACAUAGAGAUAAAACGGAUUUUUACGAUACUUUGACAAACAAUGAGAUUGUAUUAGAUAAUUUGGAAAAUGAUAUAACUGAAUCGGUUUUGUUCGAAAUUAUUUUACCUUCAAACGACGAAAUAAACCACUUUAACACUAUUACUAAUCAGGAAAAUACCGAGAAAAUAGAAAUCCCUCCUUCUAACGAGAUCUUUCCAAAUUUACUCAUUGAAAACACAAUAAGUGAACCACCUAAUAUUGAAGUGUCUUCUGAAGCGACAAUGUUACAAGAUACGCAAAAUGAGGGGAACCUUAUUAACAUUUAUGAAGAAGGAAAUUUACAAAAAAAAGAUAUUGAAAAUGAAGAAACCUCAAUUUUCAAAGAAAUUUUUAUAUGGCCCAUAGAAUCACAGACUUCUAAAAGUACACGCAGAAUAGAUAAAAUUCCCUCUGUUGUGACAUCAGACGAAUGGAAUAAAUAUCAAAGAAAUAAGGAAGAAGAAAAGUUGUUUAAGCAAAAAGAAUUACAGGAUAAAAGAGAAACAAGAAAGCGACUUCAGAAAGAGAAAGCUGAAGAAAAAGCCAAGAAAAAGUAA
Molecule: messenger RNA, 2486 nt
Organism: Cyphomyrmex costatus
Lineage: Eukaryota; Metazoa; Arthropoda; Insecta; Hymenoptera; Formicidae
Product: jerky protein homolog-like
Exons: 8
Coding region: 189-2486 (765 amino acids)
Cellular component (GO): nucleus
Molecular function (GO): DNA binding
Source: RefSeq, a predicted model, not a curated record